CCUAAUGUAACAACUUUCUUUUGCUUAUCAUUCCAUUCAUUCCAUCUCAACUUGUUAAUUGCCAUUCUUUUGGAUGAAUGGUAAAUAUGGCUCUUAAGUAAUUGAUAGUAAAUUAAUAAUGAGUGAUGGGCCGAUAUCCAGAGGACGGUCCAAAUGAACCAUUUAAACAACUUCGGGUCAAGCACCUGUGAAAUACUCAAGCUGGGCCGGCCCAAGGAGUUGGGCCUAGUUAACCUCAGGCCAAGCGCAGCUGGCAGAGUCAGUCCGGAGAAGGAGACGGAGUUGAUUGACCGUUACGGAGCCGGGAAAAGGGGAUCGCAAGGAAAGAAAAGGAAGGAUUAUGGUAAGGGGCCGAACCCCACCGGGUAUCAUGCGAGCAGGCAUCCCGUCCACGCGGUACAGUCGUUGCCGGCCCCUCCUCAUGGUCGGGAAAGCUAUGGUGUGCAAGAUGCACCCAAAUACUGCGAGUACCACCGUAACAGCACCCAUAACACGUCGGAGUGCGUUACGCUGAAGAAGGAGAUGGAUCAGCUGAUCGCUAGAGGGCCGCCUCCUCGCUCGGUCAACGUAAUGUACAACAACACCUUUAAGGAGUUGGGAUUGUCCCGAAGCGACCUGAAGCCAAUCCAUACGCCGCUGUCAGGAUUUACAGGGGAUACUAUCGACGCAGAAGGAACUAUCACGGUGAAGGCCGGGGUAGGAGAUGGCACCCACCGACUCUGGGUCGACAUGGAAUUUAUGGUAGUACAGCUCGACUGUGCACACCAUCUGAUUCUGGGACGACCAGGGUUGGAGGACCUGGAGUGCGUAAUCUCCCCCGUCCACUUAUGCCUAAAGUUCAACACUCCCACAGGGGUGGGGGUAGCAAAGGGGAACCAGAGCCUGUCACGGUCGUGCUACGCCAGGGCGACCAAAAGCCAAGCCCGAGUCGACGAGAAUGUGAGCACGAUCUGUGCGGCGAUCCAGAAGGAGGAGGGGCGACCCCGAGCUGAGCCAGCGGAAGAGGUCGAGGAAGUUUCUUUGAACCCGGUUGAGCCAGAGCGGAAGGUGAAGGUAGGCAAGACCUUACCGCUUGAAUUAAAGGAGCAGUUAUUGGAGGUCCUCCGAGCAUUCAAGGUGCUAUUCGCUUGGGGACCAGAGGAUAUGCCAGGGGUCGACCCAAAAAUUAUCUGCCAUAGGUUGGAUGUGGAUCCGACCCACAAGCCGGUCAAACAGAAGAAGCGUUUCCUUUCCUCAGAACGGAGAGAGUUUGUCACCAAGCAGGUGACCACCCUGCAAUCCAUUGGUUGGCAAAUGUAGUCCUCGCACCCAAAGGGAAUACCU
Messenger RNA from Cuscuta campestris, 1323 nucleotides. The record is from the annotation of a GenBank genome assembly. NCBI's taxonomy places the organism in Eukaryota, Viridiplantae, Streptophyta, Magnoliopsida, Solanales, Convolvulaceae.